AUGAUGAAUAAUUCAAAUUAUUACGACCCAUCCAAUAGUUACGGUUACGGACAAACAACUCCAAUUUCUUACGGACAACCUCCUCUUUAUGCCAAUAACAGCAACAAUACCCGUAUGAACAGUAGCGUCGUGUAUGGCGUACAACCACAACCAAACAAUAAUAAUAACAACAAUCCGAUGGUUGGAUCAAAUACCAAUACUACCACUCAAAGACCUCAAUCUUCCAAUACAAAUAACAGUAAUACCAAUAAUAACAACAACUCUUCAAGACAAAACAAUCCAAUGAGAAGCUCAACAACCUCCACUCCACCCUCCUCCAAUCAAAGACCACCAGUGCCACAUUAUCAACCACCUCCACCACCACCUCACAAUUUUCCCCCACAAACUAAUCUGCCAACUACCUCUGUUAUACUUCCACCUGGUAGUUCAUACAGCCAGCCUGUGUUGAUUAUUCCAUCCACAACAGCAACAACAACAACUCAACAGCCACCAACAUCAACUCCCUAUACUCAACCAUUAUCCUCUCAACAACAGAAUGAGGCUAUUCAUAUGCUUGUUCAAACAGUUCAACAACAUUUGGAACAAACGAAGCAAUGGAAAUUGGCAAUCGAUGAACAAAUUCAAUAUAUGGAUCUGAAAUUGUCUGCAAUCUUGGAUUUUGUCAAGAAACAAGAUCCAUCUGCCGUGAGAGAAUUGGAGAAUUAUGAAAGAUUGAAAAACAAGAACUCAACUGCAAAUCAAACCAACCUCAACACCACUACUACUACUGGCAACAACAAUAACUCGAAUAACAUUUCACCAAUGACAAACCAGCCACCACAACAAAAUUCACAAUCGAUGAACAUAAACCAAAAUUUGAAUUCCAACUUGAAUGCGUCGAUCAACAAUGGAUAUUCAGCCUACACUGGCUUUUCAAACCUAUCAAGCUACCAGAACUCAGGCUCUAUUCCACUUGGUGGCCAAUCUCAGUAUCAACCCUCUCAAUCAAUCGUCUCUCCACAACGUGACAUCACGGUAAAUAAGGACACAGAAAAGAAUAAGGGGUUCUCUAUGGAAAGUAACAAUGUCAUGAAUCCACCUUCUUCUUAUAUGAGAUCGACCACUAAUUUUAAUCCAUCUUCUUACACUGAAUAUAAUCAAUAUCCAAAAACAUCUUCCCAAAGUUACUCUCAACCAACCCAAAAUAUGCAACAAAUCAAUAACUUGGAUCAAGAAUUGGACGAGCUCGAUAGAGAAUUAUCACGACCUACUUUCUCUCAAAACAAGGAACCAAACAAAGAUUUUGAAAGUGAUGUUCAGGUUAUUUGUAACUUGGGAUUUUCUGAGGAUACGGCAAGAAAUGCAAUGCUAAGAUGUGGAAAUCGAGCUUCUGCCAUUAAUUAUUUGUUGGACAUUAACACUCAACACUAA
Molecule: messenger RNA, 1410 nt
Organism: Naegleria fowleri
Lineage: Eukaryota; Heterolobosea; Eutetramitea; Acrasida; Naegleriidae
Exons: 1
Coding region: 1-1410 (469 amino acids)
Molecular function (GO): protein binding
Source: RefSeq, a predicted model, not a curated record